Papilio machaon (common yellow swallowtail) is the source of this 621-nucleotide messenger RNA. RefSeq lists its product as uncharacterized. Bases 1 to 621 code for a protein of 206 amino acids. The transcript has 3 exons. The record is from RefSeq and is a predicted model, not a curated record. NCBI's taxonomy places the organism in Eukaryota, Metazoa, Arthropoda, Insecta, Lepidoptera, Papilionidae.
AUGACUGAAAAAUUCUCGAGUACGAUAACCAACCAAGAUGUGGAUAUUUGGACAUUUCAUUUUUAUACAUGUUACUUUUAUACAUCAGGUUAUCCGCUGGGUAGAGAUAAUUUAAUUAAUAAAAUUAGCAUAAAGGAAGAAAAACAUUUUCCCAAUGGCACUGUUACUGGGCAUUACAAGUACAUAGAUAAGGAAGGAGUUCCAGUACAUGUAAGAUAUUACGCAGACGAUACAGGAUAUGGCGUUGAAUUGAAAAGUAUGAAAGUGUUAGACGGAUCCAUUGAUCAAGACAACACUCAUUUAGAAAAGCAACAAAAAUCAGAUAAUCUGUGGCCGCCGCUUGAUUCAUCCACUGAUUUUUCACAAGAUUAUCCAAACACUAUAAACAACCCUUCGAACACAACUAAAAACAAGUUCCUUUCACUCAAUGAUUUAACUAAAGGUGAUAAAUCCCUCUACCCGAAGAAGGCUUACAAGAACUCACCGGAUUAUGAAAUAUAUUUGCAAAAUGAAGUUCACGCACCGAAAUGUGGGCAGAAUAAAGUGCGAAUUUAUAUUGACAAGGGCAAAAGAAAAUCUCGUGAAGCAUCUAAUGUGGCUACUUAUAAGUAUUUCGACUAA